AACAGAGAAGAUAAUGAAUGGUAGUACUGGAGACAUAGCCGACGAUUUCUACCACAGAUUCAAGGAGGACAUUCAACUGAUGAAGACGAUUGGUUUGGACUCCUUCAGAUUUUCCAUCUCCUGGACCCGAAUCUUCCCAAACGGCAAGCUCACCGGAGGAGUGAACCAACUUGGCGUCAAGUUCUACAACGACCUCAUCAAUGAACUUCUCUCCAACGGUAUAAAACCAUUUGUUACGCUCCUCCACUUCGACCCACCCCAAGCUCUGGAGGAUGAAUACGGUGGCCCUUUAAGCCCUAGAUUCGUGAACGAUUUUGUUGCAUACGCGGACUUCUGCUUCGAGACAUUCGGAGACAGGGUGAAGAAAUGGGUGACCAUCAACGAGCCGAACAUGUACGCCAUGCGAGCCUACGACUUCGGCUCGUUCGCACCCGGCCGGUGCUCCCAAUGGAUGGGGACCACCACCGGCUGCGCGGUCCCCCGGGGCGACUCGUCCACCGAGCCGUACGUGGCGGGCCACCACUUCCUGCUAAGCCACGCAAAGAUUGUGAAACUGUACCGGAAGAAAUACAAGGAGAAACAAAAGGGAGAGAUUGGUAUCACGACGACCACCCACUGGUUCGAGCCCAAGUACCGCGCCCUGCCCUCGAGCCAACUGGCGGCUCGGAGGGUGCUGGACUUCAUGUUCGGGUGGUUCGCCCACCCGAUCGCGCACGGGGAGUACCCCGAGAGCAUGCGGUCCCUCGUGGGGGACCGGCUCCCGAGGUUCACCGAGGAACAAGCAGACUUGGUGAAAGGGUCCAUUGAUUUCUUGGGAGUGAAUUACUACACCAUGUAUUAUGCCGAGGACGCGCCCUCGACGGCUCGAAUUUUCGCGGCGACCAAUCCUAGCUAUUCUACGGAUAGUCGUGCCAUUCAAUCCACUGAAAAGGACGGCGUCCCAAUAGGCACUCCGACUGCUGUAGAUUGGCUGUUCAUAUGCCCAAAGGGAUUCAAGAAGCUUUUGCUCCAUAUCAAGAACAAGUACAAUAAUCUACCAGUUUAUAUCACUGAGAAUGGAAUGACUGACCAAAGUUCAUUGUCGUUGGAAAUGGCGCUCAAUGAUACUCUCAGAAUAAAGUACCACAAUGAACAUCUUCUCUUUGUUGAGUGCGGUUGUAGGGGCGGGGCCAACGUGAAGGGUUACUACAUGUGGUGCUUCUUUGAUGACUUCGAGUGGAAUGGCGGUUACACGGUGCGUUUUGGGAUGACUUACGUGGAUUUUAACGACAAUUUGAAGAGGUAUCUCAAGGCUUCCGCGUAUUGGUUCAAAAACUUCCUUGCCCCACCACCGUCAACUCUCCAAAGUGAAAUGUAG
Messenger RNA from Linum tenue, 1357 nucleotides. The record is from the annotation of a GenBank genome assembly. NCBI's taxonomy places the organism in Eukaryota, Viridiplantae, Streptophyta, Magnoliopsida, Malpighiales, Linaceae.